This is a messenger RNA of Staurois parvus, 605 nucleotides long. NCBI's taxonomy places the organism in Eukaryota, Metazoa, Chordata, Amphibia, Anura, Ranidae. The record is from the annotation of a GenBank genome assembly.
AUGUUUCUUCAUAGUUGCUGGUGUACACUUGUUCUCUUUUGCUGACCAUGGUCUUCACUUCAGAGAUUUCAAAACCAUCUAAGAACAGAAAUAAAGGACAUGGCAAGGGAAAGGAGAAUCCAGGCACCUUCCAGGAAAAAGGCCAUGGGAAAGCAUCUCCAGAUCCAGUACUAGGAGGGAACUCGUUUGCCCCGUUUCAGUUUUAUAGUUUAGUGGAAGAAUAUGAGCAAAGUUUAAAUGAGAUGGUGAACCAGCUAAAGAACAACUCUGAGUCCUCAAGUGAUCGAUGUGAAGUGAACCUGAGACUCUGGCUAUCUAAUAGGAGAAGUCUUUCACCCUGGACUUACAGUAUCAAUCAUGAUGCAAACCGCAUCCCUGCAUCUAUACCAGAGGCUCGUUGCCUGUGCACUGGCUGCAUCAACCCAUUCACCAUGCAGGAGGACCACAGCAUGUCCAGUAUUCCAAUCUACAGCAAGAUCCCUGUGCGCAGACGACUGUGUGACAGCAACUCAGCAGGUCAACGAGGAAGAAGAAGGAAAAAGUGUCCUAAAGAAUACACAACAGUCAUGGAAAAUAUUGCAGUCGGCUGUACAUGCAUCUUCUGA